AUGUCUCUGUGGAAGCUGCGUGGUAUUGUGUUAUUCCUGUCCAUCCUGUGUCGCACAAAUGGACAGCGCUUUGUUGACAGGUUCACCCUGCUGGCUCCAGACCUGCUGAGGACCGACAGCCAGGAGAACAUCUUCCUGAAGGCCGAAGGCCUGACCAGCCCCGUCGCCGUCUCCAUCUCCAUCCAGGACUUCAGUAAGACCACCAUGCUGCUGCAGGACUCCGUGACCCUCAGCCAGGAGAACAGCUUCCACAUUCUCAAGACCAUCCAGCUUCCUUCAGGCGACUUGAACCGCGAUGAGAAGAAGAACAAGUUUGUUUAUUUGAAAGUGAACUUUGAGGGUUUCCACGUGGAGGAGCGGGUGCUGAUGGUGACCUUCCACUCGGGGUACAUCUUCAUCCAGACGGACAAACCCGUCUACAACCCCGGAGACACCGUGCGACUCAGAGCCUUCGUGUCCUCUCCAACCUUCAAGGCCGCUGACAGCUCCAUCACCAUUGACAUUCAGAAUCCAGACGGUGUGGUGGUGAAACAGAUCUUCAGAGUCAGAGCGACUGACGGCAUCUUCAGAGAACCGAUUCCUCUCUCUGAAAUUGUCAGUGAAGGAUUGUGGGUAGUGACCGCAAAGUUUGACCACUGGCCGCAGAACACGUUCACCUCCCAGUUCGAGGUGAAGAAGUAUGUACUUCCUGCUUUCAAUGUGACCAUGACCCCAAAGACGUCCUUCCUCAGCCUGGAUGACAAAGAACUGGCAGUGGAGAUUUCUGCCAGGUACCUGUACGGGGAGACGGUCCAGGGAACGGCCUAUGUGGUGUUCGGAGUGAAAAUGAACAAGGACAUGAUCCGGCUGCCCGCAGUGAAGCAGGUGUCUCAGCUGGAUGGCGGAGUGGUCAGACUGAGCAUGGAUGAGCUCAAACAAGCUUACCCCAACAUCAGGUCCCUGGUGGGCCACUCUCUGUAUGUCAAAGCCUCUGUUCUCACCAAAACAGGUAGCGAUCUGGUCGAGGCAGAAAAGACUGGCAUCAAAAUCGUGGAGUCUCCAUAUGUCGUAUCCUUCAAAGACCCUCCAAAGUACUUCAAGCCAGGCCUGCCUCUGGACUUCACAGUGCUGGUGAACCACCAUGACGGUUCCCCGGCUCGUAACGUGGAGGUGAAGCUGAGCCUGCUGGACGAGCCGCUGAUCGUCGCCUCCGGUUCGGCCAGAGCCUCCAUCAACAUGCCCAGUGACCAACGUCCACAAAUCAUCAUGGCUGAGACCACCCAGGCCGGCCUGAGACCCGAGCAGCAGGCCAGACAGCAGAUGACGGUCCAGCCAUACGCCGCCUUCGACAGGAGGCAGCAGAACUACCUGGCCAUCUCCACGGGAAGCAGCAGCGUGUCCGUGGGGGACAUGCUGUCCAUCAAGCUGAGCAUCAUCACUGCAGACCAGACACACAGAGACUUCAUCAAACACAUCACCUACAUGGUGCUCAGUAAAGGUAGAAUCAUCACCGCAGAGCAGCUGGACGUCAGUGGCCAGGUGCUCACCACCGUGGGUCUCUUAGUGACCCCAGACAUGAUGCCGUCGUUCCGGUUCGUGGCCUUCUACAGUAUUCCCUGGGCCCGGCGAGAGGAGGUGGUGUCGGACUCGGUCUGGAUCGACGUGGUGGAUUCCUGCAUCGGAGGGCUGACGGUGGGCCCAGUGGACGGCAUCGCCAGAGACCACACACCUGGAAAGGCCAUCCGCUUCCAGAUCCGUGGUGACCCGGGGUCAAAGGUCAGCAUGGUGGCUGUGGACAACGCUGUGUAUCUGCUCAGCAGGGACAGACUCACGCAGAAGAAGAUCUGGGACGUGGUGGAGCGCGGAGACAUGGGCUGCACCCGCGGCGGAGGCAGAGACGCUUCUAGAGUGUUUUCAGACGCCGGAGUCCUUUACUCCUCCAGCAGGGGCUUCAGAACUCACACCAGACAAGCCCUGCAGUGUCCAGGUAAUUCCAGGAGGAGGCGCUCUCCUGAACAGAUGCAGCGCAAAGUGCAGCUGGAGAAUCACUACAAAGAGAAGCUGCUGCGCCGCUGCUGUAAAGACGGCCUCAGGGAGAUCCCCAUGCCGUACUCCUGCACCCGCCGCUCCCUCUACAUCACCGAGGGCUGGGAGUGCAUCCGCGCUUUCCGCUACUGCUGCGCCACCUACAGGGGACAGGUGUUCGACACGGAGGUGCCCACCACCCUGCCUCCCACAACCACAAGCGCUCCAAUGACCACAAGCGCCCGUCCGUUUUCCCGGGAGAACGUAGGCAAUCGGGGCAGGGGGUCCAUCUCCAAAUACUCCCUAGGACCACCUGGGCGACCUGGACAUUCAAGUCCUGUCAUGUUUGGACCGCCUGGGCGCCCUGGACCUACCGGAGGCAUGACUUAUACAAGUGUAAACAAAAUGCCAGAUGAAGAGCUGUCAGUGCUGCGAGAGGUAGUUGAAGAGGAGGAGGAAGAGGAGUGGGAGUACCUGGACGAGACGGAUGUGUAUCUACGAUCCAAAUUCUUUGAGUCCUGGCUGUGGACGGAUUUUGACCUGCCGACCGAGGCACACGCUGAUGGGAAGGCGUCUCUGGUUGUGAGUAAUGUCCUGCCAGACAGCAUCACAGAGUGGGGAUUCCUGGCAGUCAGCGCAUCACCUGAUACAGGUUUCUGUGUGGCGGACCCUUACAACGUGAAAGCCUGGAAGCCGUUCUUCGUGGACUUGAAGCUGCCGUACUCGGUGGCGAGGAACGAGCAGGUGGAGAUCAAAGCCGUGAUCCAUAACUACGGCGACGAGGACCUCCACGUGAGGGUGGUGCUGAUGAAGACGGUGGACAUGUGCAGCAUCGCCUUCAAGGACCGACACACGCAGGAAGUGACGCUGCCCGCCGGCUCUUCGGUGGCGGUGCCGUACACCAUCGUGCCCUUGGUGGUGGGGAAGCUUCCUCUGGAGGUGAUGGUGCUCGGCAGAGACAUGACGGGAGGAGACCGCGUCCAGAAAUUCCUCCGUGUGGUGCUGGAUGGAGUGCAAAAGACCAAAGUGUGGAGUUCUGUGUUGAACCCGUCUGCUGAAGGAGGAACGCAGACGGUCCGUGUUGGCAAAGUCGACCUGGAGUCAGUCGUUCCAAACUCUGUCCCAGAAACAUUCAUGAACAUCCGAGGCAGCGUGUUGGCAGACAGCAUCGAUAACUCCAUCAGCGAGGACUCUCUGGGGGCUUUGAUCCGGAUGCCCGGCGGCUGCGUGGAGCAGAACCUGGCCAGCAUCACGCUGCCGCUCAUCGCCACGCUCUACCUGGAGCGGAGCAAAGGAUGGGAGAGCGUCGGGGUGGAGCGCAAGGCGGAGGCCAUCCGAUACAUCAGGAGAGGCUAUGAGAAGCAGCUGGCUUACAGAAUGCCUGACGGAGCUUACCCACCUUACAGAGGCCAAGGAGGGAGCACAUGGAUCACAGCGUACGUGGUGAAAGUGUUCUCCAUGGCUCACUCCAUUAUCGGAGUGAGCAAGAAGGAGUUGUGUGACCCCCUGGUGUACCUGAUUCAGAAGAAAUACCGGAGUGUCCAGGGGAGAUUCAUCGAGGACAACCCGGUCUACAGCACCACCAUGACGGGUGGACUUCAAGGAGACGAUCCGGAGACGACGCUGACCGCUUUCGUCCUCAUCGCUCUGGCCGAGGCCAAGCAGGCGGGCUUCCACUGCGAAGGUCCUCUGGUGAAGAUGGAGGUAGUGAUCCGCAGGACGACGGAUUACCUGAAGAAAGCUUUAUUGAAGCCUGGACGGAGACCGUACACAGUGGCCAUCGUCUCCUACGCACUUUCCCUGACAGACAGUCGACGCUUCAACCCCACAAAGAUUUUACUUGCAGCUGCAGCUGAAGGCGGCAGCCACUGGCCUGACAGAGAAAACACUCUGUUCACGCUGGAGGCGACGGGCUACGCCCUGCUGGCUCUGGUCAGGAUGGGGCAGAUGGAGGAAGCUGCUGCCGCCUUCAAGUGGCUGAACAGCCAGAGGAGAAGGGGAGGGGGCUUCGGCUCCACGCAGUCCACCAUGGUGGUCCUCCAGGCACUGUCGGAGUACCUGAUCCAGCAGCCGCCUCCGCAGGACCUCAGGCUGGACGUGGACGUCAGGAUACCCGGGCGCAGUGAAAUCCGCUACCACUUCAACCCCGACACGGCCUACGUGGCUCGCUCCUCCAGGUUGUCUUUUAAUCAAGGAUUCGAAGUGGAAGCUCGAGGAAAUGGAGAGGGAAUACUGGAGGUGGUGACUUAUUACAACCAGCUGCACGAGGUGGACGAGAACCAGCCCUGCAAGGACUUUGAACUCGGCGUCGCUAUUGAGGAAUCCAGCGAGAAGCCGCCAGCAGAUGUGGAAAAGUCCUACCAGCUCACCAUCAAAGUGAGGGCUUUAGGGCCCAGAGACGUCCGGAUGGUGGUCCUCGACAUCAGUCUGCCCACUGGAUUCACUCCUGAAAACUCAGACCUGGAAAUGUUGUCCAACUCUGUGGACCGGUACAUCAGUAACUUCCAGAUUGUGGAUAAUCUGAGUGACAGAGGAUCGCUCAUCAUCCACCUGUUCAAGGUUUCUCACAAGGAGCCGGAGAUCCUGAUCUUCAGGCUGCAGCAGAGGUUCAAAGUGGGCCUCCUUCAGCCUUCCUCGGUCACUGUGUAUGAGUAUUACAACCCAGACCACCGCUGCAGCCGGACCUACACUCCCACUGAGGACAAGGAGGAGCUCAGUCAGAUCUGCAGGGACAACGUCUGCCGCUGCACGCAGGGCGACUGCUGCAUCGCCAGAACAGACGACCAGCAUUUCCCCAACCAUGAAAGAGAGACGUUUGCCUGCAAGAGCCUCCACCAUGUUUUCCAGGUGAAGGUGCUGAAUGUCAGCCAGAGGUACUACGACAAGUACGAGGUGGAGAUCACACAAGUGAUCAAACUGGGUGUGGAGGCUGGAGUGGAAGUGGGGCAGCGAAGGUUUUUUAUGUCUCACGGAGGCUGCAGGGACCGACUCAGCCUGGAGCCGGGCUCCCAGUAUCUCAUCAUCGGCCCUAAAGAGGACUUGUGGAACACGGAGCCCGACACCCAGAGAUACGUCUACAUGCUGGGGAAGGACACGUGGGUGGAGCGCUGGCCUUCGUCUGCAGAGUGCUCCGGCUCGCCCAGCCUGCAAGCCAAAUGCAAGAGUCUCAACGACGCCGCGGCCGAACUCUCCUUCAACGGCUGCCGGCAGUAGACAAACCCGAGGAGGAG
Salarias fasciatus (jewelled blenny) is the source of this 5234-nucleotide messenger RNA. Its product is annotated as venom factor-like. NCBI's taxonomy places the organism in Eukaryota, Metazoa, Chordata, Actinopteri, Blenniiformes, Blenniidae. Gene Ontology annotation, molecular function: endopeptidase inhibitor activity; protein binding. The record is from RefSeq and is a predicted model, not a curated record. Gene Ontology annotation, cellular component: extracellular region. The transcript has 41 exons. Bases 1 to 5217 code for a protein of 1738 amino acids.